Messenger RNA from Canis lupus familiaris (dog), 5094 nucleotides. RefSeq names its product NDC1 transmembrane nucleoporin (gene NDC1). Gene Ontology annotation, cellular component: nuclear pore transmembrane ring. Gene Ontology annotation, molecular function: protein-macromolecule adaptor activity. The transcript has 18 exons. Gene Ontology annotation, biological process: nuclear pore organization. The record is from RefSeq and is a predicted model, not a curated record. Lineage: Eukaryota; Metazoa; Chordata; Mammalia; Carnivora; Canidae. Bases 417 to 2528 code for a protein of 703 amino acids.
CGGUAAGAAGCGGGAGAGGACGGCGGGGUGGCCCAGCGGAGGCCGUGCGCCCGCUGACGUCUCGGGGGUCUUCCUGCCUUGCCUGUUGUUUACCAGUCCCUGCGGUCCUGUAGAUGGACUUCGGGACACAGGACGGGCGUCCUUUUUUCUUUUCCCCUUCCCACCUCCCCGCCGCCCUUGGGACGCUGACUGUGAACGUUGUCUUGGGGCCGCCGUGGUGGGCUGCCGCCUGAUGGUCGUGCGGGCCUCGUCCCCACCGGUCCACCUUCCUCGUCAGCACCUGGCCGGCCCGAGAGCGUUUCGCCUUGCAGAAUCCGCCAGUCCCGUGUCCCGCCACGCUUCAGAGCCCCCAAGUAUCUCUUCUUGUAUCCGCCUACUCCGCAGUGCAUCUCGCGUCUCCUGAGGGCCCGACGCUGAUGAUGCACGCGCGAGUCCAAGGCAGGGACUGCGAACGCGAGGACGGUGUACGGACCUUCCCCGUAAAAUGUGUACAGCCCCCACGUAUUGACGUCUCGGUCACGCCUAAAGGGGCAAGCGUGGAGAUGCUGUCGAAUACAGUGGUUUUGGGCUGGAGGAUAGUUGCAAGUAUUGUCUGGUCAGUGCUGCUUCUACCCAUCUGCACCACAGUAUUUAUAAUCUUCAGCAGCAUUGAUUUAUUUCAUCCUAUUCAGUGGCUGUCUGAUUCUUUCAAUGAUCUAUAUAGUUCCUAUGUAAUCUUUUACCUCCUGCUGCUGUCAGUGGUAGUAGUAAUAAUAAGUAUUUUUAAUGUGGAGUUCUAUGCAGUUGUGCCUUCCAUUCCCUGCUCCAGACUGGCACUGAUAGGGAAGAUCAUUCACCCUCAGCAGCUCAUGCACUCAUUCGUCCAUGCUGCAAUGGGAAUGCUGGUAGCUUGGUGUGCUGCGGUGAUAACCAGGGGUCAAUACAGUUUUCUUGUGGUUCCCUGCACUGGUACUGAGAGUUUAAAUAGCCCUGCUACACAGACCUGCUUAAAUGAGUAUCACCUUUUUUCCCUGCUGGCUGGAGCAUUUAUGGGCUACAGCUAUAGUCUCCUGUAUUUUAUUAACAACAUGAACUAUCUGCCAUUUCCUAUCAUACAGCAAUACAAGUUCUUACGUUUCAGGAGAUCUCUGCUCUUGUUAGUUAAGCAUAGUUGCGUGGAAUCACUGUUCCUGAUUAGAAAUUUCUGCAUUGUUUAUUAUUUUCUUGGCCAUAUUCCAAAAACUUGGAUUAGCACUGCGAUGGACCUUCAGAUAGAUGAGCAGUUUCACAGGCCUCUUGACACUGUGCGUGGCCUCUUGAAUCUCUCAUUACUCUACCAUGUCUGGCUUUGUGGUGUCUUUCUUCUGAUGACUUGGUAUAUUUCAUGGAUACUCUUCAAAAUCUUUGCCACAGAGGCUCAUCUGUUCCCUGUUCAGCCACCAUUUUCAGAAGAGUCGGAUGAAUGCCUCCCAAAGGUUUUAAACAGCAAUCCUCCCCUCAUCAUAAAGUAUUUGGCCUUGCAGGACCUGAUGUUGCUUUCUCAGUAUUCUCCUUCACGAAGACAAGAAGUUUUUAGCCUUAGCCAACCAGGUGGACAUCCGCACAAUUGGACAGCCAUUUCAAGGGAGUGUUUGAACCUUUUAAAUGAUAUGACUCAGAAACUGGUUCUCUACCAAGAAGCAGCUGCUACGAAUGGGAGACUGGUGUCUUCAUACUCCGUGGAACCUAAGAAAUCGAAUUCUCCAGAAGAAACUACUUUUCAGACCCCGAAAUCUAGCCAGAUGACUCGGCCUCCAGUGCCACCAUUAGUUAAGACGUCAUUGUUUUCCUCAAAAUUAUCUACACCUGAUGUUGCAAGUCCCCUCGGAACCCCGUUUGGCUCUAGUGUGGUGAAUCGGAUGGCUGGAAUUUUUGAUGUAAAUACCUGCUAUGGGUCCCCUCAGAGUUCUCAGCUAGUCAGAAGAGGGCCAAGAUUGUGGACUUCUGCUUCUGAUCAGCAGAUGACUGAAUUUUCUAAUCCUUCUCCAUCUACCUCCAUUAGUGCUGAGGGUAAGACAGCGAGACAACCCAGUAUGAUUUGCUCAUGGAUUCAGAAUAAACGUGAACAGGUUAAGAAUUUCUUAUCAAAACGGGUGUUGAUAAUGUAUUUUUUCAGUAAGCACCCAGAGGCCUCUAUUCAGGCUGUUUUUUCAGAUGCCCAAAUGCAUAUUUGGGCAUUAGAAGGUUUGUCUCACUUAGUAGCAGCAUCAUUUACCGAAGAUAGAUUUGGAGUUGUCCAGACUACACUACCAGCUAUUCUUAAUACUUUAUUGACGCUGCAAGAGGCAGUUGACAAGUACUUCAAGCUUCCUCAUGCUUCCAGUAAACCACCUCGGAUUUCAGGAAGCCUUGUGGACACUUCCUAUAAAACAUUAAGAUUUGCAUUUAGAGCAUCACUAAAAACUGCCAUCUAUCGAAUAACUACUACAUUUGGUGAACAUCUGAAUGCUGUGCAAGCAUCUGCAGAACAUCAGAAAAGACUUCAACAGUUCUUGGAGUUCAAAGAAUAGCUCAGUAAUAUAAACUGUGUUCAUUACACUGCUGAUACAGCUACAGAUGGGACAGUAAAUGUUCAGCAUUCUUGGAUCAGAAGAAAAUGGACUAAUUAGAUGCUUCCUUUGUCGUGGUGGUUGCUUUGAAAACUAUACUUUAAUGGGAGAAAUCAUGGAAAGAAAUUCUCAACAGAAUAACCGAAAACUGCCUUUUCUGUACCGAUUGCUUUUUGUGUGUGUGGUAUAAUAAAAUCUUUAUUCAAUUUUACAGAAGCCUCUAUGGCAGUAAAAAUGUCUCUAGCUUCUAUAGCUUAAUAAUAAUAACUGGAAAAUUUUUAGAAUUUACUUUUGAGCUGAGUAGAGCCAGUUUAGAAGGUAAAAUAGGUUGACUCGAUUCAGUUUUCCUAAUUGUGCUGAGAGUAGAAGUCUCUGUACGCUCGAAAUACAUGAGCCUUUUAAGAGUAGUUUCUGUUUACUGAAGGAUAAAAGUGGUAACAGUGCAGAAAAAUUCACAGAAAAAUUACUGUUUAAAGGACAUAUUUUGUUAAUCUGGUAGGUUGUGUUUUUCUUUCCAGGGACAAAUUAAAUUUGCAUGAUUGUCCAAAAAAGAUCUCAAUUUACAGAUGCUAACUCUAUAUAAAGGAAUGUGGAAAAAUUCAGUUCUUAAGUUACAAGAUUAAACAUUCACAUUUGGUUUUUGAAAGACGAUUGACUGACAACUAUGAAUUUGUUUUCUAUCAUACUAGUAAACAAUAAGUAUAUGGGUAUUUUCCCAACUAGUUUUGCUUUCUUUUUUCUGGAACAAAACAUUAAGUGAUUGCAGAGGUUUUCAAGUGGGAGAAAAAGUUUUGCAACAAACACCAGGAACUUUCCCUUUUUCCUCUCCAUCCCCCCUCCCCCCCCCCCAAUCUUCAUUAGAUCAAAUUAUUUGGUGAUGCUUGUUUGGCCUCACAGAAGGAGCAGCCUUUGCUGUGUUAACUGGCUAAUAAAAAUAUAUUAGGAAAAUCUUUACAACCAGAAACAACUUAGUCAUCAAAUAGUGAAACCAAAAUGUCGGAGGGCUUAGUGUACUUGGGAGUUUGUUGUAUGUCCCAAAAGUGAGCGAGGGAAUUUUAUAAUUUAUUAGAUCAACUUCUUUGGAGAUAAAAGAUCUAAAGUCCUCCUGGUAGGUAUUCACUGGACUGGCAUUGGGCCAAAAUGUUCCCUUGUAAUUCUAUUAUCUGUUCUUUCAACUCUCCUUCAAUUUCUUCUUUAAGGUCAGCACAGUAUUGUAUAUGAAUCUUUAAUGUAGUAUGUAUGUCUACCAUUUGGUUACUUGAUGUACUAUAUCUUUAUUCCUUUUGUUUGUUGCCCCUUAACCAGCACAUGCCAAAUUAUAAAUGAACCCUGCUGGCCUUUAGAGUGUCUUUAGGAGACAGUUUCCCAGUUGUCAAGUGUCUGGAGUAUUUAGGCUAAUUGCUACUGCUUUCUUUUUUUCUUCCCUUCCCUCCCUAUUCUACUCCCCUCCCGCCCCUUCCUUCCUUCCUUCCUUUUUUUUUCCUCAUCUGGAGUAGACUAUUCCCUUUUUUGAAUAUGAAUGUUGAAUUUUGAAUGUGGUAGUUCCUUGGAGAUGACCAGAAGACUGUGGCCAGGUUGACUGAAAACUGUUGAGUUCCAUAUUAUAGAGCCAUUGAGUUUUUUUCUGUUCCACUCUCCCUGGCUGAGGCAUUUUGGGAGAAAAGGGCUCUUAACCUUCUGCUUCCAUAAAAGAAUUGUGGCCUGUGACCCUCUGGAUUCCUGAGAGUGACAAUGGGAUGAUUCCUUUAAACUUUGACUUAAUUUGGAUAAAAUAAUCUGGCUUAGGUUUAGGUUUUUGCCAUUUCCCAUAUGCUUUGGGGAAAGGUAUAUUUGAUGAGCAGUGUGAACAUUUCUGAGAUGUUCAUCCAUAUUAUCUCUCAAGAGAAUGUGCUGUGUAAGAAAUAGAGGUCACAUCAUGUCUUCCUAGUGGAGAUUUGGAAACCGCUUCCCCAAAUCUGGAUUGUAUUUAGUAGAUAAGAGUCAGUUCCUUUUCCCUGUUGUGAGUUGAUAAUCUGUUGGGGUAGGGUGUUGCUCAAUCACCUGUUACUAAAGAGAGCUCCUUCUCCUGUGCACAAGGAGAAGGAUCUUAGGAAAGCCAAAAGGAGGGAGGCAUUUCCUUUGAUGAAGUCCCAUCGUGCCUGUGAGCCCACUGAUGCUAUAACAUUGGCCUGAAAGUUAGAGUGUGUUCUUUAAAAGCUUUUCUCUGUCAGUACAAAAUCUGGUCCUGUCAGCUCUUGUGUGAUGUCUGCUUGGCCUUAGCAUAAAUUCACAUAGCUUCUUUCCCGGGGAACUGGGAAACUGUCCUACAAUAAACCACUACAGUUGAGAGGAUGUGGAUAAGCAACAAUUUGUUACUUUGCUGGAUUUGUUCCUUGGUAAUUGUUUUGUGUAUCUUCCUGUAAAUAUGGUAAUCUGUUUAUAUCCUUUUGUAUAUGACUGACACUGACUUGGGUAGAAAAAUAAAUUGACAUUUUUCUGAAUGGGACUGUUCAUUAAAAUACAUGUAUCCUCGAGAUCAGUCAUUUAA